Molecule: messenger RNA, 771 nt
Organism: Cyprinodon variegatus (sheepshead minnow)
Lineage: Eukaryota; Metazoa; Chordata; Actinopteri; Cyprinodontiformes; Cyprinodontidae
Product: C-type lectin lectoxin-Lio3-like
Exons: 4
Source: RefSeq, a predicted model, not a curated record
UUUAGUGGGACAGUUUUCAGCAGAGCAUCAAGAAAGGAACAUCCCAUUUAGUGAGGAGAAAGGAAGCAGAGGAAGAGAAAAAAUAUCUCCAGACAGCAGAUAUGCAGUGGAAUCUGGUUCUGUUCAUUCUGAUGGGUCAGAUUUGUUUCAUCAACUGUCAGCUCUAUGAGUAUCUCUACAUUAAUGAGGAAAAGAACUGGACUGAAGCUCAGCAGUACUGCAGAGAGAAACACACUGACCUGGCCACAGUGUCUAACAUGGCAGACAUGAAGAGACUCAACAGUACCAGAGCAGGAUAUGAGAGGGAGGCUUGGAUUGGUCUGUAUGAUCAGACAGAUGGUAUCAGAACAUGGUACUGGUCUCUGCCUGGAGUGGAGUUCAAUGAAAGGGAGACAAACUGGAAACCAGGAGAACCAAAAACUAAUAGAAUCCAGAAAUACCACUUGAUUAGAGAGAAGAAGACCUGGCAGGAAGCUCAAAGUUACUGCAGAGUGAAACACACAGACCUGAUCAGUGGAAUGAAGCAGCUACAGGAUGGAGAACUGGAGGAAGUAAUGAAGUCUGUGGUAGCUGGGACAUACAUAUAUUUUGGUCUGUUCAGAGACAGCUGGAGGUGGUCAGAUGGAAGCAGUUUCUCUUUCAGACACUGGAAUAAAGGCUCAAGCAAUGAGGGACCCAACAGUGGUCGAUGUGCCCUGGCUGGGAUUGAUGAUGAAGGCAGAUGGAAGACUGACAGCUGUGACCAGGAAAGACCCUUCAUCUGUUAUGAUG